GUGACGGUCGCGGCCUGACAACAUCCGGCCGGUGGAGGGAGAAGGCUCGGUCGUGGCUCAUCCCGCGGAGCCCGCACGGUAUAGGACUUUCCAGACCACACAAGGUAUGGGUUCAUUCUCACGGGGCGAAUAUGGAAGCCAGCGGCACCGAUGAAAAAGUCAAGUCUAUGUUUUUAUCUGCGUGGCAUAAUGUGAAAUACAGCUGGGUGCUCAGGACGAAAACCUAUUUUAGACGAAACUCCCCUGUCUUUUUACUUGGCAAAUGUUACCAUUUCAAAUUUGAGGAUUCUGAAUCUUCUCCCAAUGGCUCAGAUUCGGGCUCGGUGACGAAUGAAGACGUAUUUGGCACUGUGGAGGAUUUCCGGAAGGACUUUAUUUCGAGGAUAUGGCUGACCUACAGGGAAGAGUUUCCCCUAAUAGAUGGUUCGACAUGGACCACAGAUUGCGGCUGGGGCUGCACCCUGAGGACCGGGCAGAUGUUACUGGCUCAGGGGCUUCUGGUUCACUUCAUAGGGAGAGACUGGUUAUGGCCGAAUGCACUGGACCUUUACCGGCCGGAGGCAGACUUCUGGUUACAGAACAGCGCCAGGAAGCUCGCCCCUAUUGAGUCAUCGUACAAUGACCUCCACCCCUACGGUACCGCAUCCAGCAAACUUCAGGCGGCCAAAGAAAACGAAGACGAAAACCAAGCUGCUUUUUAUCAUCGGAAAAUCAUUUCUUGGUUCUCCGAUCAUCCCAUGGCCGACUUCGGGAUUCAUCAGCUGAUAAAGCUUGGGAAACAGUCAGGGAAAGUUGCUGGAGACUGGUACGGGCCAGCGGUCGUCUCUCACCUCCUGAGGAAAGCAAUGGAAGAUUCCGUUGACCCAGAGCUUCAGGGGAUUUCCAUAUAUGUUGCUCAGGACUGUACAAUUUAUCGCGACGACGUCUACGACCAGCAGGAUAACUCUGACUGUGACAAAUCUGUUCUCAUUCUGGUUCCUGUCAGACUUGGCGGGGAAAGGACCAAUACUGAAUAUUUCGCAUUCGUGAAGGGGAUCCUCAGCCUUGAAUAUUGUCUUGGUAUCAUUGGGGGUCGACCAAAACAGUCCUAUUACUUUGUGGGAUUUCAAGAUGACAGCUUGAUAUACAUGGAUCCUCAUUACUGCCAAUCUUUUGUAGAUGUCAGCAUAAAGGAUUUCCCUCUCGAGUCAUUCCACUGUCCAUCCCCGAAAAAAAUGCCCUUCAAGAAAAUGGACCCAAGCUGCACCAUUGGCUUUUAUUGUAGAAACGCAUGGGACUUUGAGAGGGUGGUGGAUGAACUCACAAAGGUACUGAAAUCCUCCAGCAAGCUGAAUUAUCCUUUAUUUACCUUUGUGAACGGACACGCUCAAGACUUCGAACUGGACUCCACGCCAGUCUACGAGCAGAAUGACCUUUUCACAGAGGAGGAGAAGAACAGGUUAAAAAGCUUCACCAACGAGGAGUUUGUCUUGCUGUGAUUUAUUCCCCCCCUCCCAUGUCCUGUACUUGGAAAUUGUGCACUUUGGGUCCAUUCUAUAGAAACGCUAGAACCUGGAAUGUGUUUAUGAAUUUUUUUUAUAAAAUUUUUUUAAAUUAAAAUUUUAAUGUUUUUAUCUUUUUUAGAGAGGCUUUUAUUUUAGAUCAUGUAUGUACGCUAACAUCUAAGGUAUCAUUUUCCAGUCUUGAUCACUGUGAUUUGUAAGAUAUUUUGUCUAUUCUCGCCACGGUCAUCAAAUUGUACAUCAAAGGCCGCUCCGAAUAAAUCUAAUCCGGUAUAAACCUC
Bufo gargarizans (Asiatic toad) is the source of this 1783-nucleotide messenger RNA. It is a transcript of the gene ATG4C, whose product is annotated as autophagy related 4C cysteine peptidase. The record is from RefSeq and is a predicted model, not a curated record. Gene Ontology annotation, molecular function: protein-phosphatidylethanolamide deconjugating activity. NCBI's taxonomy places the organism in Eukaryota, Metazoa, Chordata, Amphibia, Anura, Bufonidae.